This is a messenger RNA of Caenorhabditis briggsae, 870 nucleotides long. It is a transcript of the gene Cbr-lips-7, whose product is annotated as Protein CBR-LIPS-7. Gene Ontology annotation, molecular function: lipase activity. The record is from RefSeq and is a predicted model, not a curated record. The coding region runs from base 1 to 870 and encodes 289 amino acids. Gene Ontology annotation, biological process: lipid catabolic process. The transcript has 5 exons. NCBI's taxonomy places the organism in Eukaryota, Metazoa, Nematoda, Chromadorea, Rhabditida, Rhabditidae.
AUGCUUCUUCCAAUCGCUCUUAUAUUCCCGUUGAUUUCCCUAGUGUCAACUGAUUUUUCCCCGCAUUUCCGGAAAUUUCUACACGAUAGUUAUGGAAUCGCAAUAACCGAUAUGCUGGAGAGAACCGAUUUGGGCAUGGAUGCGUCGUUUGGUGGGAAAGAUAGUAGUGCAGAUGUUCCGAGAAAUCAGGCUGUUAUCAUUGUUCACGGAAUCACUAAUAAGGCUUCCAGAUUUGCGGGCACAGUAGCGUUUCUGAAAUCGAAAGGCUACAAAAACGCAGAAAUCUACGGUACAACAUGGGGAGAUGGUGGACGAAUGCCAGUUGGAUUAGUGGAGAUGAAGUGUAACUAUGUUAAACAAAUUAGAGCCAUAAUAAUUGCAGUGCGAGAGUAUACCGGACAACCGGUUGAUGUCAUCGGGUACUCAAUGGGAGCUCCAUUGGCAAGAAAGGCAAUCCUGGGAGGACAGUGCGUGGACACCAGGGAGAUUUUGGGCGCUCCACUAACCGAAUUGGUGGAUACCUUCUUGUCAGUAGCUGGUGCCAACUACGGAAGUGUCUUGUGUAUUGUACCCGUACCAGUUGGAACUUGUAAUAAACGAAACGGUCUCCACUGUGAUUCGGAAUUCCUCCAAGACAUCAAUAACCAGCAGCGUUACGAAGGCUCCUAUACCUUUUCCAUAUUCUCAACUGCCGAUGAAAAAAUCGGAUUCCGAUCUUGUGGUCGUCCAGUUUCUCCAAUCCGUGGAGGUACUGGAUUUGUAAAACGAGACGGGUUGAAUCAUGAUCAAUUGAUGGAUUCUACACAUCCAUUACAGAGGAAUUUCAUAUUGUAUCAUUCACCAAAAGCUCCUAAACAGCGACUUUUAUAA